AGGUACAGUUCUUAUGUAGUUUGGUUUUUUGGAAUUGGAACAGCCAUCAGAAAUCAUGCCAAGGAAAAGAACUAAAAUAUCUACGGCAGCCCAUCACGGAGGCAAUGAGUCCUUGGAGGAGUCCUCCAAUGAUGGAGCAGCUGAAAAAGAAGCCAGAGUACACAUCACAGAAGUACUCCAGCAAGCAGUGUCAGACGAAGUAGCUGACAAACGAAGUUUAGAAGAGAUUUUGAGUAGCAUCUCUCCUCCCCCACCUCCGGCAAUGACCAAUGAAGCUGGAGCUCCUCGUCUCAUGAUAACUCACAUUGUAAACCAGAACUUCAAAUCUUAUGCUGGGGAGCAAAUUCUAGGACCAUUUCAUAAGCGUUUUUCAUGCAUUAUUGGACCAAAUGGCAGUGGAAAGUCUAAUGUGAUUGAUUCCAUGCUCUUUGUGUUUGGUUAUCGGGCACAAAAAAUAAGAUCCAAAAAGCUUUCAGUACUGAUUCACAAUUCUGAUGAGCAUAAAGAUAUUCAGAGUUGCACUGUAGAAGUUCAUUUUCAAAAGAUCAUUGACAAGGAAGGGGAUGAUUAUGAAGUCAUUCCCAACAGCAAUUUCUGUGUCUCCAGAACCGCCUACAAAGAUAAUUCUUCAGCUUACCAUAUAAGUGGGAAGAAAGCAACAUUUAAAGAUGUUGGAAUUCUGCUUCGAAGUCAUGGGAUUGAUCUAGACCAUAACAGGUUCUUAAUUUUACAGGGGGAAGUUGAACAAAUAGCAAUGAUGAAGCCUAAAGGGCAAAAUGAGCACAAUGAAGGCAUGCUGGAAUAUUUAGAAGAUAUAAUAGGAUCGGGACGAUUCAAAGAGCCCAUUCAAAUAUUAUGUCGAAGAGUCGAGUUAUUAAAUGAACAGAGGGGUGAGAAGUUGAACAGAGUUAAAAUGGUGGAAAAAGAAAAAGAUGCCUUGGAAGGAGAGCGGAACAAAGCACUGGAAUUUCUUUCUUUGGAAAAUAAAAUGUUCAAGGAAAAGAAUAAGAUAUGUCAAUAUUACAUUCGUGAGUUACAGAAACAGAUAACUGAGCUGGAAGCACAAAAGGAAAAAAUACUUGAAGAUACUAAGGAAGUUAACGAAAGAAGCAGUAAAUUAGCAGAUGAAAUGAAAGAUAAAAAUACAUCUCUGAAAGAAGUGGAAAAAAAACUGAAUAAAAUCACAGCAUUUAUCGAAGAAAAUAAAAAGAAAUUUACACAGCUGGACUUGGAGGAUGUUCAAGUAAGGGAAAAACUAAAACAUGCAAAGAGCAAGUCUAAAAAACUAGAGAAGCAGUUUCAGAAGGAUAAAGAAAAGGUUGAAGAAUUGAAAAGCGUCCCUGCCAAUAGUGAGGCUACCAUCAAAGAAGCAACGACUAAGAGAGAAGUUCUAGAAAAAGACAAGGAAAAGGCAGAGGCAAAGCUAAAAGAAGUUAUGGACAGCCUUAAGCAGGAAACGCAAGGGUUGCAGAAAGAGAAAGAGGUUAAAGAAAAAGAACUGAUGGAAUUCAGCAAAACAGUUAAUGAAGCACGUUCAAACUUGGAAGUGGCCCAAUCAGAACUUGAUCUCUACCUCAGUCGUCAUAAUACUGCAGUAUCUCAGUUAAACAAAUCAAAAGAAGCUCUUCAGACUGCUUCAGAAACUCUUAAGGAACGGUUAGCUGCUAUCAAAGAGCUGGAAUCAAAAUUGCCUCAAGCUGAACACAAUUUAAAGAAGAGAGAGAAUGAACUUGAAAAACUUGUUAAAGACGAAGGAGAAAUCAAAAAUUAUACUCGAGAGUUGCGUCAGAAAGUGGAAGAAGCAAGAAGUUCCCUGGCAGUGAAUAAAAGCCGAGGAAAAGUUCUUGAAGCUUUAAUUCAGCAGAAGAAAGCUGGACUAAUUCCGGGAAUAUAUGGAAGACUAGGUGACCUGGGAGCUAUAGAUGAAAAAUAUGAUGUUGCAAUUUCAUCAUCCUGUGGAGCAUUAGAUCACAUUGUUGUUGAUACUAUUGAUACAGCUCAAAAAUGUGUUAAUUUCUUGAAGAAACAAAAUAUCGGUGUUGCAACUUUUAUUGGACUUGACAAGAUGGCGGUGUGGGAGAAAAGCAUGAAUACAAUACAGACUCCUGAAAAUGUUCCACGUCUGUUUGACAUGAUAAAAGUUAAAGAUGAGAAGAUUCGUCAAGCCUUCUAUUUUGCCUUGCGUGAUACUUUAGUAGCAAAUAACUUGGACCAGGCUACCAGAGUUGCAUUCCAAAGAGACAAGAGAUGGAGAGUAGUUACACUGCAAGGGCAAAUCAUAGAACAGUCAGGGACAAUGACUGGCGGAGGAGGCCAAGUAUUGAAGGGUAGAAUGGGGUCCUCUGUUGUAGUUGAAACAUCAGAAGACGAGAUCUGUAAAAUGGAAUCUCGGCUGAAAAAUGAUUCCCAAAAAGCACUGCAAUGUCAAGAACAGAGAGUGCAGCUUGAGGAAACAGUAGUAAAGCUGAGACAGAGUGUCAGAGAAAUGAGAAACACGUUAGAAAAGUACAGUGCGAGUAUCCAGAAUUUAUCAGAACAAGAAGUUCACUUAAAAGUCCAGGUAAAAGAACUUGAAGCCAACGUAAUUGCUGCCGCUCCAGAUAAAACAAAGCAGAAAGAACUGGAGAAAAAAUGUAACAGCUACAAAGAAGAUUAUGACAGAGUUGCUGGAAAGUCUGAUAAAUUGGAAACGGAAGUUAAGAGACUACAUAAUCUCAUAAUUGAAAUCAGUAAUAAUAAACUGAAACCUCAGCAAUACAAUCUUGAUAAAAUAAAUAAGGAACUAGAUCAGUGUGCCUCUGCAGUUACUAAAGCUCAGGUGGCGAUCAAGACGGCAGACAGAAACCUGAAAAAAUUCCAGGAUGCUGUCCUUUGCAUGGCGAAGGAAAUUGAGGAGAAUAAAAAGGAAAUGCAAGACUUAAUGGAACAGCUGAGUACACUGGAGGACAGAGCUGCUGCAGUUAUGAAUGACUGCAAAAAAGCUGAAGACUCCUUACCAGAGAUUCAGCAGGAUCACAGAUCUGUACUUCAGGAGAUCAAAGCUAUCCAAGAAGAAGAGCAUUCACUUCAAAAAGAAGCUCUGAGUAUUAAGCUUAAAAUUGAACAGCUGGAUAGUCAUGCUGCUGAACAUCAAUCAAAGAUUAAGUAUUGGCAAAAAGAGAUAUCAAAAAUCUCUCUCCAUUCUGUGGAAGACGAACAAGUGGAAGAACUUCCAGUGCUCAGUGAAGAAGAACUGGAGGCAAUUAAAGACCCAAAUGUCAUCACUAGUCAAAUAGCUCUUUUGGAAGCUCAGUGUCAUGAAAUGAAGCCAAAUUUAGGUGCUAUUGCUGAAUUUAAUAAAAAGGAAGAGUUAUAUUUGAAACGUGUUGCUGAGCUGGAUGAGAUUACCAAUGAGAGAGACAAUUUUAGACAAGCAUAUGAAGAUCUUAGAAAGGAAAGGCUUAAUGAGUUUAUGGCAGGAUUUAACAUAAUAACAAAUAAACUGAAAGAAAACUACCAAAUGCUUACAUUGGGAGGAGAUGCAGAGCUUGAACUUGUAGACAGUCUGGAUCCUUUCUCUGAAGGAAUCAUGUUCAGUGUUCGGCCACCAAAGAAAAGCUGGAAGAAGAUAUUUAACUUGUCUGGUGGAGAGAAGACACUUAGCUCACUGGCUUUGGUUUUUGCUCUUCAUCAUUACAAGCCAACUCCUUUGUAUUUUAUGGAUGAAAUUGAUGCAGCCCUUGACUUUAAAAAUGUAUCCAUUGUAGCAUUUUACAUAUAUGAACAAACGAAAAACGCACAAUUCAUCAUCAUUUCUCUGCGGAACAAUAUGUUUGAGAUUGCUGAUAGAUUAAUAGGCAUCUACAAAACUUACAACACAACAAAAAGUGUUGCAACAAAUCCCAAAGAAAUUGCACUGAAAGGACUUGCUGAACUUGGUUCUGUUGUCUGCUCAUGACAGUGGAAACUACUUUUAUUUUAACAAGUAGAUUUUUCUGACGAACAUUUUCUAC
Euleptes europaea (tarantolino) is the source of this 3992-nucleotide messenger RNA. It is a transcript of the gene SMC4, whose product is annotated as structural maintenance of chromosomes 4. Gene Ontology annotation, molecular function: ATP hydrolysis activity; protein binding; ATP binding. Gene Ontology annotation, cellular component: chromosome. Bases 56 to 3937 code for a protein of 1293 amino acids. The transcript is spliced from 23 exons. Gene Ontology annotation, biological process: mitotic chromosome condensation. The record is from RefSeq and is a predicted model, not a curated record. Lineage: Eukaryota; Metazoa; Chordata; Lepidosauria; Squamata; Sphaerodactylidae.